CCUCUAGAGCACAUGCGCAGUGGAAUGUCAACCUUUAAAUGUCUUAUCUACGCUAAUCAAUAACGGUGCAACAAAAAUUGAAACAGUUUAUUGCACAUCACUCAUAACGUUAGAAAUUCCGCUGGAAGUGAAUUCAAAAUCCCUCAGGUACAGUCGGCAUGUCAGAGACGAGGAGAUGUCAUCGCCUGUUUUCUUCUAUACGCCUUUAAUAGUCUUGAUCGUAUUCCCGCUAUACACAGCAUCACAGACGUGUUUUCCUAGAUGUCAAAGUUCGGAAUAUUGCGGAAACAGGACGGAGGGUGGAGGCCUUACCUGUCUAGUUUGUAAUGAAGCCUGCAAUGGGUGUACGGGACCAGGGCCAGAGUCCUGUCUGAGCUGUGCCGAACAGUUUUACAACGCCAGCACAACUUGUAGAGGUUGCAAUGUUGCCUGUGAUGGUUGCACAGGAUCGGGUCCAGAGAACUGCAACACGUGCUCUGCUGGAUUUUAUCCCGUGGGCGGUAUCUGUAGAGGUUGUGAGGAGGGGAAGUUUGGAGUGAACUGCACGGGAACCUGUCAUUGUCUGAAUGGAGGGGCAACCUGUAGAAAAACAGACGGAAAAUGUGACCCCUCUAUCUGUGAAUGGGGAUGGUCUGGGCUACCUUACUGUCAAACACCGUGUGAACCGAACUUCUAUGGGAAGAGUUGUAAACUGGAAUGUCACUGUCCCGUGAACGACAGCUGCAGCAGUAUUAAUGGGCUGUGUUCCUCUGGGAAAUGUCACCCUGAGUACGGCGGGGCCGGGUGUCAGAUUUUGCUUCCAAAGUUGAAAGACCCGCCAUUGAUAACCGAUAAUGUGUGUGGAAACAUGACCGUGACUUUCAAGCUGUGGGUGAAGGAUUUGGACAUCGGUGACGGUCCUAUCGGAGAAUACAGGUUAGAAGUGUUUGAAUUCAACACUUCGACGUCUUGGAACAUCAUUAAAAGCUACAAUAAAGUAAAUGCAUCCGGAGUGGUAGAAACAUUUACAGCUCUCGAUGUAAAUUCUCUGUACCGCUUCCGGGCCAGUCUUGUUAGAGAAGAAGAUGGUAAACUAAUGACCGACUGGACGCCAGGUUUUCCAAGUGAAUUUUAUCCCAGCGCCUGUGUUAUUCCUACCACGACCACAUUGAGACCGCCCACCCCAGCCCCUACCCCUCCCCCAGGUUCAUUAUUUGAAAAGUUCGUAGUUAACUACGAUUCGGUGGGUAAUCUUAUCACAGUGAGCUGGGCUGGUAAAGACUUCAGUAAUCACCUUGGUAACGUGAGCAUCACUUAUGGAAUAACUGGAAUCGGAGACUGCAAAGACUUUAACAUCACUAAUGAGAACACAAGAAUUGGCGCAGCACGGGAUUCUUUAAAUCUGAGUGGAUUAUUGCCUAACAGACGGUACAAUGUCAAAGCCGAGAUCGAUGUCUUUAAUUUGAAUUCCACGGAGAAUGACCGCACUAUAUCCCGGGAUAUCACUACACGGGAGGAAAUACCCUCUGGAAGUGUGCAGAACCUCAGAAAAACCAUCUUCAACACCACCAGUCUGACAAUGGAGUGGGACCUCCCAGAAUGUGAGGGAAGGGGAGGUAAACUUGUGGGGUAUCCAUACACCCUUCAUGUCUUGAACACUGGGCAGUUAGAGAAUAACGGGACUGCUUUACAGGGACGGACGACCAUUGGUGGAUUAAAUCCGCAUACCAACUACACGUUCGAGGUGGCCUAUAGAAAUACGGUCGGGGAUGGACCGCAGAGUUCUCAUACAGCAAUCACAGAUGAAGCAGAACCUUCCGCUCCAGUUAUCACUAGUAUUUCCCCGGGAGUUGAAAGCAUUGAAGUUAACUACACUGAACCAUAUAUCAAAAACGGAAUAAUUCGAGAGUACGAGAUAGCAUUUAGUACGACCUUCGACUUCAAGGACUUCACACACAAAUCAAGCGCUGUCAAAUCCGUUACCGUGACAUCGCUAACUCCCUAUACAAACUACUUCAUACGAGUCCGUGCCAGAACCAAACCAGGGCUGUGGGGGGAUUUCAGUGACGUGAAGGAGACCCAGACACGACAGGCAAUCCCCGGCCCGCCCGCUACAUUAACUGUUAUUCCACAAAACGAAACAUGUUUGAGAAUUAUCUGGACUUCACCAGCCUUUGUCAGAGGAGUUAUUAAUAAUUACACGAUUACAUGCUCAGACUCGAAGGGAAAUACAUUCUCAGAUUCCAAGUCUAUGGAGCAAUUCCAACCUGACGUUUUAUCCCACGACCAGUGUGGACUGACCGUAUAUACACAGUACAAGAUCGAGGUUUCAGCCAGUACUUCCGAGGGGACUGGUGUUCCUGCAAUAGGGGUUGCAAGAACAUACCAAGGAACACCGGAUAAACCACCACCUCCAGUGCUGAAAAAUACAACCGAAUCGACGAUCACUAUUGAGGUUUAUCCAUUUAAUAUUCAGACUGGGCCUGUCACAGCUUACCAGAUUUACGCUCAUGAGCUUGAAGCGUCCGGGCGACGGCGACGACAGACUGGCCCUGCAGGGAAUGUGGUGGCAAGAUUCAAUGAUUCUGAAAUCAAAACAAGUAAACUAUUUACCGUGGGCGACGGUGUCUCAAAUGGAGGACAAUCAAAUCCUCCACUAAAGAAAAACACGAACUAUGAUAUUUACUACGAAAUUGUCAGUAGCGUUGGAACCAGAAGGAGAUCCAACUUUUCCAAAAUGUCUCCGUCUGCCACCACUGUACUGAUCGUAACUACCACUGCUCCACCCGUGUUUGUUCCGGUAACAUCAACAGACAACACGCCUGUGAUUAUCGCCGUUGUGAUCAUUGUUCUGAUCAUCUUACUCGUUGCUAUUGUUUUCCUGAUACUCUUCCUCCGCUCCAGAACCAACCGGUUUUCUCCUCCUCUGUACGACACGUUUGAAGAAGAAAAGAAGGUGCAGUUGACUAACGUUGAUGAUUAUAACCCUCACGAACACUGGAACACAAUAUACUCUCUGAGGGAGAGUCGGUACAUUGUGUCCGGACGAGAUCUCGUUCCAGAUGACGGUUAUCAUGGGACUAUUCUGAACGGAAAUAUUCCACUCUCUAUGACGUCUCCACCUGUUACAUUUCAACAAGAGUUUCAUGAACUUCCUCGACAGCCAUUGUCGUCGUGGAAUGACGCGGUACGAAGUAAGAAUUCUAGGAAAAACCGAUUUCGUCAUUUAUUACCGUACGACCAUACUAGAGUUGUGCUAGACCCUGAUGAAAAUUCGAGUAGUGAUUUUAUCAACGCUAACUUCAUCAAGGGGUUCAAACAGCCGCAUAGAUAUAUCGCAGCUCAAAGUCCCUUUGACGAGGAAACCGUUUUGGACUUCUGGAGAAUGUUGUUCCAAUACAACAUCAAAGUAGUUGUUAUGAUCACGAAUGUGAUAGAAGAUAAAAUUGUGAAAUGCUCCAAAUACUGGCCUGACUCGGAGUUGGGGAUUGUGAAAUACGGUAAUUUUACACUAGCGCUUAUUGACGAGAAAGAGUAUGCCGACUUCGUUAUUAGGACGGUUAAAAUCAAAACAAAUCAAGACGCUCACACAAAAGUUGUUCAUAUCUUUGAUUUCUGCUCAUGGCCUGACCAUGGUGUGCCUGAUGAUACAAUCCCCCUUCUCGAAUUUCGGCAUAAGGUACGCGAAUAUCACGGAAAUGACAAGUCACCGCUCGUUGUGCAUUGUGGAACGGGAGUAAGCAGAACAGGCACUUUCAUUGCAAUCGAUUCUUUGUUGGAGCAGUAUGAUGCCGAGGGUGUUAUAAGCGUGUACUCCUUUGUAAGAAGAAUGAGAAAAGACAGAAUUGCUAUGGUACGAACAGUGAAACAAUACAUUUUUAUAUAUGAAGCAAUUUUUGAAGCGCGUGUUGCCGGAGAAACACGUGCUGGUUUUGACUUGAAAGAGAAAUAUCACACGUUAACUAUGCGCAAUCCCAAAACAAAACACUCAUUUCUUAGAGACCAGUUCAUAUCUCUGCAAUCGUUUACUCGAAAACCGACUCAGAAAGAGAGUUCCGAAUCUCUUAUCCCAAUUAAUUAUUCGAAAAAUCGAUUUCCAGAUGUAGUACCUCCUAACAAAUACAGACCGGUGUUGAAAACUCCCGGUGGCAUUGAACGCACGGACUACAUCAAUGCGGUUUUCUUGGAUAGUCAUGAGCUGAACGGUCAUUUCAUCGUGACUCAGUCCCCGCUUCAUACGACGGUAAUUGACUUCUGGAAACUAGUUUACGAUCAUGGCGUCCGCACAAUAGUUGCGAUGGAGGACUUUCAAAGUGAGGACGACACUACAGCGGAGUACUGGCCAGAGGAUAAAAUCAAGAAAUUCGAGCCUUUUUUCGUUGACAACACAAACAUAUGGCAGCAGGAAAACGUGACAAUUCGUCACUUUAAACUUCACAAUAUGUUGAAGCCAAAGUCGACUCCCCGUGAGGUUCGACAAUUUCAGUUCAAUGCUUGGAGCGAAAACGACUUUGUUCCCAAGUCAAAGACGAUGCUUUUGGACAUCAUUGAUUUGGUCAAGAGUUGGCAAAGACAAUCCAACGAGAACACUGCCCCUGUGUUAGUACACUGUAAAGAUGGUGCCACUCAAAGCGGGUUGUUCUGUGCUAUCUGGACAAUAACCGAGGCCAUGGAAAUAGACCAUGAUGUAGAUGUGUAUCAUAACGUCAAACACAUGAAGAGGCGCAGACCUCAGAUAGUCGACACACUGGAGCAGUACAGAUUUUGCUACAAAGUAUUGUGGGAUUACAUGAAUCUGCGCAUGCCUGGAGGAACAUUGACAAACAUGAUGAAUCAUACCAAACAGGAUCGGUUAUACAAUGUGGGCAGUCUAAGCCUGGCCUCAUACACAUCCCAUUUAGAGUACCUGUGAAUCAGAGCAGCUCAGAGCCCGCGUGUCUUCCUGUGUUAGUUUCAUAAAAUUUAGAACUUGACAAAUAUACUGAAAUGUCCGUAGAGGUGCUGGGUUUUUUUAACUGCCCAAUGCAAUAUCCAUAGAUAUUAUUUGAAUGACAUAGCAUUUAAGUUGAUUAGUAUUUUUGGGGGGUUAAAUUAUCAAAGUAAGUCAAAGUUGGAUUAUCAUAAGUUUAUUGAAACCACGUCAUUAAAUUAUUUUUCAUUAAUUAUUAUAUACAUCAUGUAUAUUCAUUAGCGGAUUUAUAAUUCUUUGAAAUUUGUAUGGCAAAUACUUAAAUGAUUCACAUGAUUACAUAUUUGCUUUCCCCAGUACAUUUGUAAUUGCUUUGCAUUUUACAUCUCUGUAGGCUGCAAUAAAUCUGAGAGCAAACUGUGGCAGUAUUACCCUGGUCUUGCACCUGCUGUUUUUUGUACUAAUUUAUUUUGUUUGUCUGGUUAGAUGAAUAUUGUUGACAAAUUAUGUGACAGACUGUGAUACAUUUAUAGAACAUAAAUAGUGCUAAUAAAAGUGCAUUAUAAGU
Molecule: messenger RNA, 5456 nt
Organism: Ostrea edulis (European flat oyster)
Lineage: Eukaryota; Metazoa; Mollusca; Bivalvia; Ostreida; Ostreidae
Product: receptor-type tyrosine-protein phosphatase F-like
Exons: 17
Coding region: 176-4891 (1571 amino acids)
Biological process (GO): protein dephosphorylation
Molecular function (GO): protein binding; protein tyrosine phosphatase activity
Source: RefSeq, a predicted model, not a curated record